Molecule: messenger RNA, 1941 nt
Organism: Symbiodinium sp. CCMP2592
Lineage: Eukaryota; Dinophyceae; Suessiales; Symbiodiniaceae
Source: the annotation of a GenBank genome assembly
AUGCGAAGGAGAUUGGUCCAACGUGCGUCAGGCAACGUUCUCGAAGUCGCCGUGGGAAGCGGACGAAACUUCUCGUACUACAAUGCUGGGAAGGUGACGAGCCUUACAGCAAUCGACUUCAGCCGAGAGAUGCUGGAGGUUGCCGGAGAGAAGAGGAAGGAAUUGGAGCCAAUCCCUCUCCGACUGAAGCUGGCGAGCACGCAUCAGAUGGACUUCAAGGACGGUUCUUUCGAUACCGUCGUGGACACCUUUGGCAUUUGCUCCUUCGAGCAGCCUGUCCAGGCAUUGCAAGAGAUGCGCCGGGUUGUCAAAGACGACGGCCAGGUCCUGCUCUUAGAGCACGGUGCAUCCCAACAUCGGAAGCGGGGAAUGUUUCGGCAAAAGCCCGCAGGGGAGGCUUGUGCUAGAUGCCUCCCCGGCCUUCUGCGGCGACAAAGCUCUGCGUGGACGUGGGGACCACCUCCCGAGCUUGCACCGGACGAGCUGCAGGACGCCCUGCAGUCGAUCACCUUGCGUGCAGCUGCUUUGCUGUGUCGGGACCGCUUGGAUGUGGGCAGCUUUGCUCCCGAUGUCCAGAAGUUUAGCAUUUUGGAUUCGUUGCCUCCUCGGAUCAAGCGGGAGGUCUUGCGCUUGGCCUCAGCAGAGAUGACUGCAGAGCGCGCAAUGGGAGCCAUGGUUGGCAUGGCCGUGGCGGACUCUAUCGGUGCCUUUCUGGAGUUCCUGCCUGUUGGAAAGAAGGGCUCACGCUUCAAUCCCAAGACACUGCAGGUGGAGGGGAGCUUCAACAAGUUCAAGCUGAAGCCUGGCCAGUGGACAGACGACACCUCCAUGGGGCUCUGCUUGGCGGAUUCGCUCCUGGUGUGCCGAGGAUACGACGGGGCCGACAUUCGUGUGCGCUUCUGGAACUGGUGGCACCGUGGCUACAACAAUGCAUUUCGUCGAGACCCGGAGCGCAGAAACUCUGUGGGCCUUGGGGGCAACGUGGCAGUUUCGCUCAAGGACGUGAUGGACUCCAGCCCGUCGCCGCGCUUCGAAUCAAACCGAGAGGAUGCUGGAAACGGCUCCAUAAUGCGCCUCGCGCCAGUGCCAAUCUUUUUCAGUGCCGACCCAGAGAAGGCUGCAGAGAUGAGUGAAGAGUCCUCUCGAACAACGCACCCUGGGGCAGUAGCUGCGGCUGCUUGCCACUUCCUGGGGUUCUUUCUCGCGCGAGCCAUCAACAGAGACCGUGCAGCCACCGAGACAGCAGCAGCGUUCCUGGAUGAUACAGUAGAGGACUACUUGCGCUGGGACUGGCCUUCGGCACCGCACGCAAAGCUCGUCCGCCUGCUUCACUCGGCAGAGCCGGAGGGUAGCCGAGAGCGAUGCUGGAACUGGCGAGAUGCUGCGGGUCCUUUUCUCAAGGAGACUCUCGAGGCGAGAGGCUCCAGCUACAACGGUUACCCGGUGAGCCCAAAUUACGUCGGUGCCUACAGCUUGGAUGGUCUGGCCAUAGCAAUGCACAGUUUCUAUCACACCGCCUCCUUUAUGGAGGCACUAACACGAUGUGUGAAUUUCUUGGGCGACGCAGACUCGACAGGUGCUAUUUGCGGCCAGAUGGCGGGGGCGUUCUACGGUCUUUCCGCCAUUGAUGCACGACUUGUUAGUCGCUUGCGACGGUGGGAUUGCGACGAGGUCGCCCUGCGUGGUGCUUUGCUUCAUGUCCUCGGCGCUUCUUGCCAAGGCUUGUCGUUGCCGUCACCGUGCAAGCCGGUAACGGUCAUGCAAGUUCUCCUGACGACCUCGAAGUCUUCAGUCACAACGGAGUCAACCAAAACGGAUUCAGCCAGCACUGAGGAGGCUCAAAGCCCACCGAUUCCCAAGAUCGAGUCCUUCGAUGACAAACUUGCUUGCAACAGUGCGGGCUUCUGCCUGCUCCAGGAGACCUGCACGAGCCAACUGUAA